CACAGAGCAGGCAUUCAUAGUGGGGCAGCGCGAGCGAGAAGGGUGGGGAGUGAGCGCGAGCGUCACUUUGGAAACUCUGGAACACACGGACUCUCGUGCUUAUCGGGCGACCUCGUUUUUCACUGCAGAAGACGUUUCCUGAGCAUACAAGUACAGAAAAAACAAAAGAAUAGCGGACUGCUGGACCCAGACAACAUUUUGAGACAGGUGAACUGAGGUCUAAAACACGCGGCGUGCGAAUGAUACCAGCAACACGGAUGGAAAUACCUUUGAUGUGGAAUCCUAAUAGAGUUUUGGAACGGACGCUGAGAGUUGAGACGGACUGGGAGUUUAUAUAAAGGAGACCUCGAGGGAGGGUAGUAUCACCUGGGUUUCGACAUCAGGUUAAAGUGGUCUCCUUCGUUCUUAAUAAACUUAGAAAACACUUUGACGUCAUAUCAAGAUAACUUAGGCCACUAAUACCAUUAGAUCAAGGAAUUUCAAUACUUACCGGAGGACGGAGAAAGUUAUUCUGAAAUAAGGAAGACAAGAUGUCAGGAGAGGAGCAAAGUUUGUCUGAGGUGGAGAUGAGUCCUGGAGUCUCGGACGACGGCCAGUCUUUGUCACCGGGGCACUCCUCCGGUGCCACAGGCGGAGGAGACUCACCUUUGCCCGGACAGCAGUCUCAGCUGACGGGGGUCGGUGACGAGGCUUCCGGUGUGACUGAUGGCCUCUCCAUAAAGUCUGAUGAAGAUGACGACCGGUUUCCCAUUGGUAUCCGCGAGGCAGUGAGCCAGGUGCUAAACGGCUACGACUGGACCCUCGUGCCGAUGCCAGUGCGCGUGAACUCCGGCAGCAAGAGCAAACCGCACGUGAAGAGACCAAUGAACGCUUUCAUGGUGUGGGCCCAGGCAGCCAGGCGGAAGCUGGCUGACCAGUACCCUCACCUACACAACGCUGAGCUCAGUAAAACGCUGGGAAAACUGUGGAGACUACUGAACGAAAGCGACAAGCGUCCCUUUAUCGAGGAAGCGGAGCGUCUGAGGAAACAGCACAAGAAGGACUACCCCGAGUACAAGUACCAGCCGCGCCGCCGCAAGAACGGCAAGCCGGGCUCCAGCUCUGAGGGGGACGGCCACUCGGAGGGAGAGGUCAGCCACAGCCAGUCCCACUACAAGAGCCUCCACCUGGAGGUGGUGCACACCGGGGGAACGGGGUCUCCGCUAGGCGACGGACACCACCCUCACGCUGCAGGUCAGAGCCACAGCCCCCCCACACCACCCACCACCCCCAAGACAGAGCUGCAGUCUGGGAAGUCUAGCGAAGGGAAGCGGGAGAGCGGCGUGGCCGGGGGCUCCCGCGGGGUCAUGGGGGUGGGAGCAGAGUGUGCCACCGGGUCGGGGUCAGGCCCUGGGAAACCCCACAUCGACUUCGGCAACGUGGACAUCGGGGAGAUCAGCCACGAGGUCAUGGCCAACAUGGAGCCCUUCGACGUCAACGAAUUCGACCAGUACCUUCCCCCGAACGGGCACCCGUCAGUGGGGCAGGGCGCUGGAGCGGUGGCGGGCUCCUCCGCCUCCCCGUACGCCUACGGCAUCUCCUCCGCGCUGGCCGCCGCCAGCGGACACUCUGCCGCCUGGUUGUCCAAGCAGCACCAGCAGCACCAGAACCAGCACCACGGAUCACCGCUGGGUUCGGACCCCUCCAAGGCCCAGAUCAAGAGUGAGUCCGGCCCGGGGGCCCAUUUCUCAGAGGCCUCCUCGGUGCCAGGCUCCCACGUCACCUACACCCCUCUCAGCCUUCCCCACUACAGCUCAGCCUUCCCUUCGCUGGCCUCCAGGGCUCAGUUUGCAGAGUACGCCGAUCACCAGGCGUCCGGGGCCUACUACGCUCACUCCAGCCAGGCUCCCGGCCUCUACUCUGCCUUCUCCUACAUGGGGCCCAGCCAGAGGCCCCUGUAUACGGCCAUCAGUGACCCGGCCAGCGUGCCCCAGUCACACAGCCCCACGCACUGGGAGCAGCCCGUCUACACCACACUGUCUCGGCCGUGACCCGUGUGGGGAGGUGGGGACACAGGGCUCAGUCACGACCACAGCAGAACUGAAGAGUAGUGGCAGGGGGUGUGACCAGGGCUGGGGGGAGGCGGAGGGGGGAGGCUGAAGCGGAGGAGGUGAUGAUCCUGGUCCUCCCCAGGUGAUGAGCAGCCUGGGUGGUUUGUGGGACAGUCUGAUGUGUUCACAUUUCAAUGAGACUGUUACACCCCUGAUUACUAUGGCAACUCAAAUAGACAAAGCCCAUCUUGGAUAUUCUUAAACCCUGAAAGAUUAUCACUAUAAAUGUUUCAUUUAUGGAAGAGAACCUGAUGUGCCAAAUUGUUUGGCUAGCCCAUUCACAUCUCAGGCAAGUUGAAAAACAGAUCAUUUUAUAUGAUCUAGAACAACAUCCAAUAUUAAAUCAAUAUUUUGUUUGAUAAAUCUGUAAUGUAAUAGUGUAAUGACAGUUGGAAUUCUUCUUUUGUGUGUUUCAUCCAUGAACAGGACCAAAGUUUUGAGACCAAAAUUUUAGAUUUAAUAGAGAGAUUUAAUAUUUUCAUGAUGUUUUGAAGUAAAACCAGACCGAGAGAAGCAGAUAUUAGUUGGCCACAGCUUUGUUGAAUCCCCUGGUGAUACAAAUCCUCUAUUUCUGACAUCUUUUAUUCUUCUUUCUUUAAUCUGACAUCCUCUAUUGAGUAAUUUGAUUGAGCAUUUCAAAACCGUGCUAAACAGUUUGGCAAAUAUAUGUUACAUAAGAUUCAUGACGAACAGUAAAAAAUUUUAAUAAUCCUUUUUACUAACCAAAAUUAAGGUAAUUCUGUUGAGGAAUUCAAACAUUCUUUUCAUUGUUAAUAAUCUUAACUAUUAAUUUCAUUGUUGACAGUAAAUCGUUUUUUUCCAUUACUACACUGUAUAGUCUCCAUUACUACACUGUAUAGUCUCCAUCACUGUGUUUUUUGACAUGUUUGACAUGUGUAUAUAGAGUAUUCAGUGUACAAUGGCAGGAGUGUAGAUAGUUGCUGUGUGUUAUCUUUGCUAUCCGUCAAAGGGCUCACCUGGGGGCUCACCUGGGUGCUCACCUGGGGGCUCACCUGGGUGCUCACCUGGGGGCUCACCUGGGUGCUCACCUGGGGGCUCACCUAGGUGCUCACCUGGGGGCUCACCUGGGUGCUCACCUGGGGGCUCACCUGGGGGCUCACCUGGGGGCUCAUCUGGGUGCUCACCUGGGGGCUCACCUGGGGGCUCACCUGGGUGCUCAUCUGGGUGCUCAUCUGGGUGCUCAUCUGGGUGCUCACCUGGGGGCUCACCUGGGGGCUCACCUGGGUGCUCAUCUGGGUGCCAUCACUUCAACACAGUUGCUUGAGAUUGAAAAGAGCAGGAACGCGUGCAUGAAUGAGAUAAUGGGUUUAAAAGAGCGUGAGUGAUAAGUGUCUUUAAACCAGCCUUUGGCCAAACUAAAAGAUUGCCAGCCACACGUGUAAUACAGAGAAACAGCAAUCUAUGUAGUUAUUUUUCUAAAAACAGUCAAUUUUUUUGGAACAUUCUUGCCAUACUGACUUUAUCUUAUAUUUAACUGACUUGUGAAACUGUCCUUGUUUGGGAUUGUGCCAUUAAAUUUUCCUCUUCAGAACCUUGAAGAACUCCCAGCAAAGGAAACCGGUUGGGUUCUUUUACAUUUUACACUUGACAUUUGAUUCAUUUAGCUUAUAAAACAAAAAUCUGAAGCAACAUUCCUAACCCUAAACAAAUAGAAACAUCUAGAAAGGGCAUUCUUUAUGUCUUCACUCUGCCUGCUCUCGGUGUAUUGUGAUAGUUUCACCUGGAAAUAAAUGUUCCCUUGCUCUGUCAAACACAUCCUCCACACCUCAGACCAGCCCCUGAGGCAGCUGGGAAGCCCUCCAUCUCUUAAUUGGGCGCUAACUUGUGACAUAUUGACCUUGUUCAAAUAUAAGAUUCUGAUAUGUUAUUAUUCGAAACAAGAUCCUCUCCCACUAUCUAUCGUGACAGGCAGUGCUUCACGUUCUCUCUCGUUCGACUGUGUUGUCUCCUGAGCGUUCAUGCUAACACUUUGAAAUCUUGCUUUCCUCAAGUAAAGGAGCUCAUUAUGUUAGACAUCCCAUAUUUUGCCACAUUGUGAGAAAACACUUGUUUUGACUUUUAAGAUUAUUAUUUAUAUAUGCUGGUGUCAUGUUUUUAUGCGUGUUAUGUUUUUAUGCGCUGUUAACAGUUUUUUUCUUCUCCAACAUGUUGAAAACCUCUGGACUGUUACCUUGGCCGACUCGUCAUUCUCAUGUUGCUAUUUUGUAUUUUUCCUGAGUUAAGUUGACAGUUGAACGAGCGUGUAAAUACUAGCAAAGACAAAGCAGUAGAGAUGUGAUAACUAAUGACCCUCUCACACUAAAUAAAUCUGUAU
Messenger RNA from Hypomesus transpacificus, 4425 nucleotides. RefSeq names its product SRY-box transcription factor 10 (gene sox10). Gene Ontology annotation, molecular function: DNA-binding transcription factor activity, RNA polymerase II-specific; RNA polymerase II cis-regulatory region sequence-specific DNA binding. The transcript has 4 exons. Gene Ontology annotation, cellular component: nucleus. Bases 531 to 2030 code for a protein of 499 amino acids. The record is from RefSeq and is a predicted model, not a curated record. Gene Ontology annotation, biological process: morphogenesis of an epithelium; enteric nervous system development; negative regulation of transcription by RNA polymerase II. Lineage: Eukaryota; Metazoa; Chordata; Actinopteri; Osmeriformes; Osmeridae.